Messenger RNA from Serpula lacrymans var. lacrymans S7.9, 2172 nucleotides. RefSeq lists its product as uncharacterized. The coding region runs from base 1 to 2172 and encodes 723 amino acids. NCBI's taxonomy places the organism in Eukaryota, Fungi, Basidiomycota, Agaricomycetes, Boletales, Serpulaceae. The transcript is spliced from 9 exons. The record is from RefSeq and is a predicted model, not a curated record.
AUGCCAGCACAGAUUCCAUGUCCCAAUUGUCACAAUCUAUACAGCAACUCAGCGGCCAUUGUACAGCAUCUGAAUGACAGUACCAGUUGCUGGGCUUGUGAUGGACGUCCCAUAGGUCGUGUUAGACCAGAUCCUGAGGUGCAACAACACGAACCAGAGGAAGAUAUACCAUGUACACAGUUUCGCUACCAUCCUUCAUCUGGAUAUGUUUUCAGCCAAGGGUUGAAUAUAAUGGAGGAAAUGGACACUGACCAAUUUGCUUAUCGGCACCGCAACCACAUCUAUUAUCCAUUUCAGGAUAGGGCAGAAUGGGAAUUAGCAAAGUUUCUCUGCGAGUGUUUGACCCAGACACAGAUUGACCGUUUCAUGCACUUGAAAUGGGAAGUAGAAGCUUUUGGGGAAAGACAAUAUGGUGAAUUUUUUACUGGUUGGGAGGCAUUCAGAAUUCAGGAUGAGCUACCUGUAGGCGCAACAAUAGUCCCCAUCAUCCUCGGAUCAGAUAAAAUGGCUGUCAAGAGAGGGACGGGCAAUAUUGAAAUGCAUUCCACCUUUCUAACAAUCGGUAACAUCAGAUCUGAUGUGCGAAUGAAAGCCACUACUCACGCUUGGAGUUGUGUUGCUUUCAUCCCAACACCCAAGUUUGAAGCCCAUUUGGACUAUCAGGGUAUUCUUCAGGCCCGUGUUUGGCACAAAUGCAUGGAUGGGGUCACCGUGAACUUGAAGAUUGCUGCCAAGGUUGGCACAUUCAUACCUGACCCUUUUGGCACCAUUAGAUACGUGUACACACCUCUCGUUGCAUAUCAAGCUGAUAUACCCAAAGCUCAAGUUAUAGCUCGUGUCGCCAAAAAUUCAUCCCCGGUAUCUCUCGCUACUCAGUCUCAGUUUGGUGAUGCGAAGGUGUACCCUCCCCGUACAGCAAGACAUACCUUAGAACAGAUCUUCAAGGUCUUGCAGAAGAUUGACCCCUGGAAAUUAAAUGAGUUUCAGAUAGCGGCAAAGGAAGUCAGCAUCAAUGGCGUACAUCAGCCAUUUUGGAGAAAUUGGCACCUCGCUGACCUUGUCAAGCAGAUGACCGGACGCAAACAUCGAGAUAUCCAGCGUGCUAUUGUCCCCACAAUUGCGGGCGCGGUUGCUCCUAACUUUGUCUUUGCUAUUCGAUCAAUGAUUGACUUCAUCUAUGCUGCACAACAUCCUGUCCAAACCCCCAGUUCUAUCAAGAAAAUGGUCCAAUCCCUUGAACAGUUUCAUCGGCAUAAGGGUGCUAUAUUAGAGGCGGAAGCUAGGAGAGGUAAAAACGGCACAAUAGACAAUUUCAGGAUCCCCAAGCUCGAGCUCAUGCAGCACUUUGCCUGGUUGAUCGAGAACAACGGUACUAUCCCUCAAUAUACUAGAGAUGUCGUAGAAUGCCUACUUAUCACGAAUUGCAAGCAUACAUUCCAGCAGACUAACCAUGGGAAAAACUUCCUUACUCAGGUUGUGAAGAUUCUGGACCACGUGGAGAAGUGUCGAAUGUUCGACCUGUAUACUCUCCUCCGGUCAAGUGGCAAGGGUUUCAUAAACCAAGCCAUUGCUUCAGAGGAUUAUGAAUGUGCACUAUCGCUAGCGGACCACAAAGUUGUGGACACUGAUCCUCACUUUGUGUGGAUAUCAUCCAUAUUGCCCCAAGAAACUUGUUUCACUGGCUCUCGUCCUGUCCGCAAUCAUUUUAUCAAGGGCAUCCUUUCUGAUGACGCGUCCACAGCUUUCCAUAUCACUGUUGCGCCCAACAUAAAAAGCUCUCUCCCAUUUCAAAAUGUACAAGUGUGGUUCAAAUUCCAAAUACAGCUACACUCGGUAUUUGACAACAAGAUUAUCAUGCCUAGUCAGCUUGUGUACGGGUCAAGAGCCUUGUGUUGUCCAGAUUCGAGCGGUUUUGGUGCCGCUUGCCAGUCACAGUGCCUUGUUACCCCAACAUCUUUCGCAGACACUUAUCUACAUCCAGUAUUUCCAAAUCCACAGCGCCGACAUCAGCGUGUUGGGAGGAUAGUGCUGCUGACAGCCGUUGCUCAAGCUGUGGAGCUCAUCCCGUUGUAUGGCGCCACAAAGGAUCCAGCCAUCAAUGCAAUUGAUUCGGACGACUAUGGACUAUGGUAUUGCUUACUUGCUUUGAGGGCAUCACUCCUGUACUACUAG